Molecule: messenger RNA, 1218 nt
Organism: Diutina rugosa
Lineage: Eukaryota; Fungi; Ascomycota; Pichiomycetes; Serinales; Debaryomycetaceae
Product: TauD/TfdA dioxygenase family protein
Exons: 1
Coding region: 1-1218 (405 amino acids)
Biological process (GO): sulfur compound catabolic process
Cellular component (GO): cytoplasm
Molecular function (GO): sulfonate dioxygenase activity
Source: RefSeq, a predicted model, not a curated record
AUGUCCUUCCGUCCUGGUAUUUCUGAUUUCUUCGAGCCUGUGAACCAGCAAAACCCCACCUCUAACAUUGGUGCGUACUACGCGAUCAAGGCAGAGGAAGCACGCAAGCACGUCAAGUAUCCCGAGUAUUUGGCCCCUACCAAAGCGGAAGAAAUUGGGAAAUACCGCCAAUUCACCAACCCCGACCACAAGAAAAACGACCGCGGUCAUUUUGGGGAUGCUCUGUUCAAGAACCUUUUCCCUAAGGGGAUCGAGGAGUUUAAGCACUUCGAUCUCAGCCCUGACUUGGGUACCGAGAUUGAUGAUGAAAAGUUUCAGAUCUCCAAGUUAGACUCGAAAGGUCGCGAUGACUUGGCUUUGUUCUUGGAAACUAGAGGGUUGGCAGUAUUCCGCCAACAAGAUUUCAGAGAUAAGGGCCCGCAAUUUGCCAAAGAGUUUGGUGAACACUAUGGCCCGCUUCACGUCCACCCGGUGAGCUUCUCUGCUGAGAACUACCCGGAGUUGUUCACCACUUUCAGACCUGCUGGCACGGCUGAAAGAUACGAGAAGAACUUCAGCGACACCACGGGGCUGCACUACUGGCACUCUGACAUCAGUUUCGAGCCUUACCCGUCGUCGUUCCUGUUCUUCGUCGCGCUCGAAGCGCCUCCUUCCGGUGGUGACACUGUGUUCAUCGACUUGAGAGAAGCUUACCGCAGAUUGAGUCCCACCAUCCAAAAGUUCUUCGAAACCUUAACGGUGAUCCACUCGAAUGUGUACCAAAACAAGAUUGCCAAGUACUCCGGCCAGCCUGCCAGAGUCAGUGGCGACUUGUUCACCAAACACCCCUUAGUGCGGGUGCACCCGGUGACGGGCGAGAAGCUGUUGUUCUUCUCGAGAGGGUUCAUCCAAAGGGUUGAUGGGGUUAAGAAGCAAGAGCUGGACUUCAUUCUUAACUUCUUGGUCGACCAUGUCUUGAGUAACCCCGAGUUCCAAGUGAGAGCAUUGCACCGCGGCGGAGACCUGAAGGCAGUGAUUGCUUGGGAUAACCGUUUCCUUUUGCACACGGCGACUUUGGACUUCUUGCGCCACAACACCGGCAACCGUCACCACUUUAGAAUCACGGUGUUGGGUGAAAGACCAUACAAUGACGUCAUUGGCGACGGUGAAGGCAAUAAGGAUGAUGACGAAAUCGUUAAGGAAGACGGGACCAUUACCCCUCCCGCCGAGCGUGAAUAA